GUCCAGCAGAACAGAGGUGUGUUCGCCGUCCCUCAAAGGGCCAGGUCUAAACUCGAGACGCGUUUCGAGCUCCAGCGUCGCUAAAUGGGACUCGAACCGAACGUGCGACCCCACCAUCCUCGUUCGGCGCGCAAUCCAUUGUGCGUCGGAGAGACGACACCGGUUGCUUCAGAAUGGACGCCCACCUGCGCAACGCCACUGCAGUGGCCCUCAAGCUGGACCACGUCAUGCGACGCAUGCCGCAACUGCUGCCCUGCGUGCGCUACGCGGCGGACUAUGCGCACUCCGUCCUGGCCGAGGAGGAGGUGGAGCGAGAAUUCGGCAUGUGCGAGGUGUACGUGAGCCACCAAGACGAUGGCAAAACGCUGCGAGAGUGGUUAAAAUUCUAUGUCACUGAGCUCUUAGAGAGUCUCACUGCAGCUGUCGACUUGGCUGAGAAGGGCACCCCGUCCUACGAACGGCUGUUUAAUCUGAUGGAUUACAUCCGUAUUUUACGUUCCAAAAUUCCAUAGCUCAUUACAUUGUAUUUGCAAAUUGAAUAAAACUGAUCUUUAUUGUAA
Messenger RNA from Thrips palmi, 560 nucleotides. RefSeq lists its product as uncharacterized. The coding region runs from base 174 to 512 and encodes 112 amino acids. The transcript is spliced from 3 exons. Lineage: Eukaryota; Metazoa; Arthropoda; Insecta; Thysanoptera; Thripidae. The record is from RefSeq and is a predicted model, not a curated record.